Rhineura floridana is the source of this 1346-nucleotide messenger RNA. It is a transcript of the gene HOGA1, whose product is annotated as 4-hydroxy-2-oxoglutarate aldolase 1. The record is from RefSeq and is a predicted model, not a curated record. Gene Ontology annotation, molecular function: N-acetylneuraminate lyase activity; 4-hydroxy-tetrahydrodipicolinate synthase activity. Gene Ontology annotation, biological process: N-acetylneuraminate catabolic process. The transcript has 7 exons. NCBI's taxonomy places the organism in Eukaryota, Metazoa, Chordata, Lepidosauria, Squamata, Rhineuridae. Bases 20 to 1048 code for a protein of 342 amino acids.
ACUAAACAUUGACAGUACAAUGAUCAGGGUGCCUGUAAGUCCGUGGUUCCUGCGCCUUCAACGGCCGAAAGGUCCUUGCUCUCCCCCCACGGGGACUGGGGUGGGGAGCGUUCAUAGGCGGUUUACCACUGCGACUGUUGCAGAAACAACUAAUCGGCGGCUGGACCUUCGGGGCAUCUAUCCGCCCCUGGCCACCCCCUUCACCUUGCAAGGAGAGGUGGAUUACAUCCGGUUGGAGGAGAACCUGCGCCUCUAUGCGGGGAUUCCCUUCCGAGGUUUUGUGGUGCAGGGUUCCAAUGGGGAAGCUCCUUAUUUGACACAACAGGAACGUCUGGAAGUGGUGAGACGGGUGCGCCAAGCUGUGCCCAAGGAAAAGCUCCUGCUUGCUGGGACUGGAUGUGAAUCAACCCAGGGCACUAUUGAGAUGACAGCACAGAUGGCUGAUAAGGGUGCAGAUGCCGCCCUUGUAGUGACUCCUUGCUACUUCCGGGGAAGCAUGACCAGUGCAGCCUUGAUGCAUCAUUACAAGCAGGUCGCUGAAGCAUCUCCAAUCCCUGUGAUACUCUACAGCGUCCCGGCCAAUACAAAUCUGGAGCUGCCCAUCGACACAGUGCUCAGCUUAGCACAACACCCCAACAUUGUGGGGAUCAAGGACAGUGGUGGCAAUAUCACCCGCCUCGGACUGCUUGUACACAAGACCCAGCAGGAGGACUUCCAGGUACUGGCAGGAUCAGCUGGUUUUCUGCUGGCCAGUUACAUUGUAGGUGCUGCUGGAGGGAUCUGUGCCCUUGCCAAUGUGCUUGGUACUCCUAUCUGUCAGCUUGAGCAUCUGUGCUGUGCUGGAAGCUGGGAUGAGGCCCGUGCACUACAGCACCGACUCAUUGAGCCAAACAUUGCAGUGACACGUAAGUUUGGGAUCCCAGGCCUCAAGCAGGCCAUGGACUGGUUUGGUUACAAUGGAGGCUUCUGUCGUUCCCCUUUGCUCCCACUGAGUGAGAUGCAAGCGAUGGAGUUGCGUCAGGAUUUCAGCUCCAACGGCUGGCUGUGAAAGACAAAGCAGCUCCAAGCAAUGCUUGGAACCUUGAAAUGGGCAGUAGGCCUGUUGCAAUCUUAGGCAUCAGACUUCAUGCCUUGCUACUUACUAAAAUACACCUUAUUCAUCUACAUUGAAUGUUCAUUGGCAUGUUUGAAAGCUUAAUUAUUAUACUAGCACUGAAACACAGUAACUAAGAUGCUAGAAGUCUUUAAAUUGGCAGGGCUGCUUCUCGUGGUAAGACAGUAGCCCAGCAUUCCAUUCCCUGACUAGUAAGCACUUUUUAACAGGGAAAAUGCUUUAUUUCAUACAA